AUGAGCGACGCGGUCAACUUCACCCAAUUCAGUAGCUCUGGAUGCAGUAUCACCGAGAAUCACUCCAUCGCCAAGUCCCUCGCAGAGACAAUCUCUCUCGCUGAGACGUUCGCCGAAAUCGCCAUCGAUCCUCGCAAAGCAAUCAUCGAUCAACCAGGCGUUUCUCGCCGCAUCUUCGCUGCUACACUGCUUCUAGUCGGAGCAGACAAUCGCAAGGCAAUUUCCGCUCGCUUCGAGAGCAUCUCUCGCAAACCUCCAGGCAUUUCAAUCACCUGCAUGGAGCGAACAGAUGCUGGCAUGACCUUGACUUUCGACAACAACACAUCCAUCUCGCGCGAAAUCCAUCCAACAUCCGCCGGUAGUUUCACUUCUUGGGAUAAAUUCUCCAUCUUGAAACAAUGGUACUUCGACGACAAGAAGCAGGCGUACGAAGAGAUGGUCAAGGAAGACCUACAGAGAGUCGAAGAUAUGCUGCGAGAGGCGGAAGAGAUGCAGGCCAAAUACGCUCUUGCGUUCAAAUGUACCACAGAUCUCUCAAAAGACGCCGGAAAGAGCUGCGUCUGA
This is a messenger RNA of Ramularia collo-cygni, 564 nucleotides long. RefSeq lists its product as uncharacterized. The record is from RefSeq and is a predicted model, not a curated record. The transcript is spliced from 3 exons. NCBI's taxonomy places the organism in Eukaryota, Fungi, Ascomycota, Dothideomycetes, Mycosphaerellales, Mycosphaerellaceae. Bases 1 to 564 code for a protein of 187 amino acids.